Molecule: messenger RNA, 321 nt
Organism: Podospora anserina S mat+
Lineage: Eukaryota; Fungi; Ascomycota; Sordariomycetes; Sordariales; Podosporaceae
Exons: 1
Coding region: 1-321 (106 amino acids)
Source: RefSeq, a predicted model, not a curated record
AUGCCCAACCGUCUCCUCCCCAAACCAAGCAACGGCUUCACCAACCCCGACGACACCAUCAAAGACCUCUUUCUAGGCUGGUACCUCAACUCCAUCUCCAACCUCGUCACAAAGCUCGUCAUCCCCCGCAGCGCCUCCAUCAUCCGUCUCGGCCAGCGCGUCGAGUCUGCUCUUUGCAUUCCAAAAUCCAUCUGGGUUUUCCACCCGCCACCCAUCGAGCCGGGCAUGACGGAUGAAGAGCUCGGACUCGCUGUCGAAGGCUUUGUGUCCUUCGGCACACUUGCUCCGUCGCCUGGGUUUGCGUUGACGAUUUUGAAUUAG